Mobula hypostoma (lesser devil ray) is the source of this 3469-nucleotide messenger RNA. Its product is annotated as trichohyalin-like. Gene Ontology annotation, molecular function: zinc ion binding; nucleic acid binding. Bases 1761 to 3353 code for a protein of 530 amino acids. The record is from RefSeq and is a predicted model, not a curated record. Lineage: Eukaryota; Metazoa; Chordata; Chondrichthyes; Myliobatiformes; Myliobatidae. The transcript is spliced from 2 exons.
AGUGUGCCCCUGGCAAGGUAGUCCCACGGACUGGGGUGGGUCCGAUUGUUUCCUGCUGAGAAUACACAAGCUGCCCGAGGAACUCAGCUGGUCGGGCAGCCCCUGUGGAGGGCAGUGGUCAACCAAAGUUCAAAGUAAAUUUAUUAUCAAAGUAUACACGUGCUGCCAUACCCAGCCCUGAGAUUCAUUUCCCCCUUGUGGAUAUAAUAAGUGCAGAGUGGAAUGAUAACCAUAACAGGAUCAAUGGAAGACCGCACCAUCUUGGGCGUUCAACCAGUGUGCAAAGCAGAACAAACUGUGCAAAUACAAAAGGAAAGAAACAAUAAAUAAAUAUUGGGAGCAUGAGAUGAAGAGUCCUUCAAAGCAAGUCCAUAAGUUGUGCAAACGAUUCAGUGAUAGGGUAAGUGAAGAUCUAUCCUUUGGAUCAAGAGCCUGAUGGUUGAGAGGUAAUAACGGUUCCUGGACCUGGUGGUGCAGGUCCUGAGGCUCCUGUACCUUCUCCCUAAUGGCAGCAGCGAGAAGAGAGCGUGGUCUGGAUGCUGGGGGUCUCUGAUUACAGAUGAUGCUCUCCUGUAACAGCACUUAGUGUAGAUGUGCUCAAUGGUGGGGAGCGUUUUACCUGUGAUAGACUGGGUCGCAUCCACUACUUUCUGUAGGAUUUUCUGUGCAAGGGCGUUGCUGUUUCCUUACCAGUCUGUGAUGUAACUGUGACGAGAAUACACAUAAAUUAAGAUGUUUGCUGGCCUGGGCUAGAACCAGUGGCAUCAGCAGUUGGUCUGCCACCUGUCCUCAGGGGAGGGAGAGAUAAGGAACACAAUGAGGCAGCAUUUGGAGGUGUUAAUGAAGGAGCCAUCAGUCUGGGUAUUGUCAAGAUCGGCUCCCCCUUUGAACCCUGAACUGUUUGAAGUGAUGGACAGGCGAUCUGGAGAUGUGUAAUGAAGGGACGGGAGAGAGAGCUGUCUAGAGCGGCUCCCCCUUUGAACCCUGAACUGUCUGAAGUGAUGGACAGGUGAUACCCCAGCAGGGGGAUAAAAAGGGACAGGUUCGCUAAGGCAGGACACACACGACAUUCGAGGUAAUGAGACCCUGGAAGCGGUGCGCCUCUCACGAGUCGGUGGGAAGUAUCGGGCCACAAACGCACAGGGUGGAAAGGUACGAUCAGCGGGAACCCGGUGUGUGUCCGCCCUUGCUUGGGUGCCGGGUUCACUGCAGAGGAUCGACCGCAUCUGGAGGAGGGGUCACAGUCGGUGACCCCAGGUGACAUCACAAAGGACUCGCCCGAAAGCUGCUUGUGAGCAAUAUCGCAGGUCUGUGAGUGGAAGCCGUUCUGAAUGAUCAUUCGUUCCCGUUCUGUCUCUCCUUCCCCCCACGUUGUCCAUCGCCAUGGCAAGGAUUACUGUGAACUGAACUAAAUUGAACUGGAAUUUGUGUCACUUUGAAAUUGUUUAUUUACCCCUAGACAACGAUAGAGCUUGAUUGAUCCUGUUAUCUUAAUUCUGUGCACAUGUGUGUUUAUCAUUGCUGAACCGUUGCAUUUAUUAUCCUUUCGAUUACUGUAUUGCUUGUUUCUUUAAUAAAACUUUCUUAGUUCUAGUAAGCCAGACUCCAACUGAGUGAUCCAUUUCUGCUGGUUUGGCAACCCAGUUACGGGGUACGUAACAUAAGUGGGGUUCUCGUCCGCGAUUUUGAACGCUAAAUUUGGGACGGAGUAAAUUGAUUGGGUCAAAAUUCCCAAAAGAAAGAAAAGACAAACAGCAGAAAUGGAGGCUGAGGAAAUUAUAAAGGCGCCGACCUUGGAGGCAUUAGAGGAUGCCAGGAAAUCGGAAUUGGUAGCUGUGGCCAAACGGUUGAAUCUUGCUAAGGGGAAGUUGACAAUGAGGAGAGAGGAGAUACACAGAGCUAUCGUAGAGCACUAUGUAUCAAAAGGUGUGUUUCCCCAAGGUGAGCUGGAGGUGGUGUCUAUUGAAAAACCUGCUGGAGACACGGUACAGGUGCAGCUUGAAAAACUGAGAUUCGAGCACAAGUUCCGGGUACGGCAGUUGGAGCGAGAAGAGAAGGAGAGAGAGUUAGAAAGGCAAGAGAGAGAGAGACAGUUGGAGCGAGAAGAGAAAGAGAGGGACCGACAGUUACAGCGAGAAGAGCAGGAGAGAGAGUUAGAAAGGCAAGAGAGAGAGAGACAGUUGGAGAGAGAAAAGAAAGAGAGAGAGAGACAGUUGCAGCGAGAGGAGAAACAGAGGGAAAGGGAAUUCAAGUUGGAGAAGUUAAAGAUAAGGGCCGAGCAGGGGCUCAUGCCGAACCAAGGUGGAGGGUUCCGGGCGACCCAGGAGGUUAGGCUGGUUCCCCCAUUUGACGAUACCGACGUGGAUCGGUACUUCCUCCAUUUCGAAAAAGUGGCUAUAAGUCAGGACUGGCCGAGGGAUAAGUGGGCUGUUUUACUUCAGAGUGUACUGAAAGGGAAAGCCCAAGAAGCUUACUCAGCUUUGUCCACGGAAGAUGCCCAGAAGUAUGAGGUGGUGAAGGAGGCCAUCCUCAGGAUUUAUGAGUUGGUCCCAGAGGCAUACCGGCAGAGGUUCCGGAAUGAGAGGAAGCAGUGGGACCGCACGUAUUUGGAGUUUGCCCGUGAGAUGCAGACAUAUUGUGAGCGUUGGUGCGCCUCAAAGGGGGUAGAGGGGGAUUAUGACAGACUGCUGCAGCUGAUCCUGAUUGAGCAGUUUAAAGGUUGUGUCCCUGAGGGUAUGAGACCCUACCUAGAUGAGAAAGAGGCAGCCACGUUAGCCGCAACUGCUAAGUUAGCGGAUGAGUAUGCGUUGACGCAUAAAAUGAAGUUUUCCCUGAGUAAAGGCUACCAGAAGGGUAGUCAGGACGGCGGGGAGAGUCCGCCGGAAAAGUCAGAAAGUAAGCCGGGGACUAGUGAGAAGGAUAAGGUAGACCGGGAGCAGUCUGGUAGGAAGUCUCCUGGGAUCGUCUGCUAUAAUUGCGGGAAAGUCGGACACUUUGCGUCCAGGUGCCUUGCCCCAAAGAAGGAGACGGGAAAAGGGAAAACAGCGAUUUUGACUGGCUGUAUCGAGCUGGUAAACGAACCGCUAGGAAAGGACAGGUCUGCCAAAGUUCAGGAAGGGCGCGAGAGGUUUAUCUCGACCGGAUUGGUGUCAGUGAAGGAGGGGUUAAAACCAGUUCCAGUGCGGAUCUGGAGAGACACGGGAGCGUGUCAGUCACUAAUACUGAAGAGUGUAUUAGAGUUUAGCUCAGAGACCCAGACUGGGGAGGUAAAGGUCAAAGGUGUUGGGGAAGGGACAGAGUCAGUCCCUUUGCACCAGAUACACUUACAAGUUGCUGACCCUUUCCACUGCUGAUGCUUCAUAGAGAAUUGGUUCAUAGAUCUCUGGGCUCCUCCUCCUGAAGUCAAUCAUCAGCUCCUUGGUGGGGCUGACAUCAGCAGUAGUAUGGGGCAGUGAAGACUUUAUCGAAG